Kogia breviceps (pygmy sperm whale) is the source of this 1281-nucleotide messenger RNA. NCBI's taxonomy places the organism in Eukaryota, Metazoa, Chordata, Mammalia, Artiodactyla, Physeteridae. The record is from RefSeq and is a predicted model, not a curated record.
AUGAGAAAUGAUAAAGGAGCAGAAGGGCACGGGAAGGAGAAGAAAGGGGAAGAAAAGUAUUUGCUCCCCUGGUGUGCCAGAAAACCUCCAGGUUGGUCACAACUCUUUCUGCGCUCAGCGUGUAAGGGAAACUUCACCCACAUUAUAGCCAAGAAGUGUCAGAGAAGACAGAAAAGUCAGAAGAAACCAAGACAUCUUGGACCACUAGAUGAUUCCUGGCAGGAAAGGCUGGCUGAUGUUGUGACGCCACUCUGGAGGCUGAGCUAUGAAGAACAGCUCAAGGUGAAAUUUGAAGCUCAGAAGAAAAUUUUACAGAGACUAGAAUCUUACCUACAAAUGCUCAAUAGAGUCAAUGUGACAACAGCUGCACCCAGAUCUGAGGGGCUCUGUUGUUUUCUCCAUCCUGUUAUACCUUCUCCUGUCAUCAGUGGCUACCGAAAUAAGUCCACCUUCUCUGUGAACCGAGGUCCAGAUGGCAAUCCAAAGACUGUGGGGUACUACCUGGGAACUUGGAGAGACAGGAACAUGGUCUGUGUACGGUCUAACCAUCUGAAAAACAUCCCCAGGAAACACAGUCAAGUGGCACAGUACUAUGAAGUAUUCCUUGGACAGUCCCCAUUGGAGCCCUGCCUUCUGUUUCAUGAAGGUGGGUACUGGCGUGAGCUCAUAGCCCACUCCAAUAGCCAAGGGCACACAAUGGCCAUCAUCACUUUCCAUCCCCAGGAAUUAAGACAGGAGGAGCUCUGUGUUCAGAAGGAGACUGUAAAGAGUUUUUUUACCAAAGGGCCAGGAGCAGUCUGUGACUUGACAUCACUUUACUUCCAGGAAAGCACUAUGACCUGUUGCAGCCAUCAGAAGUCCCCCUACCAGCUCCUAUCUGGGGAACCCCACAUCUUUGAAGAUCUCCUGGGGUUGAAGAUCCGCACCUCUCCAGAUACCUUUUUCCAGGUUAACACUUCUGGUGCAGAGAUACUGUAUCGGACUGUGGGGGAGCUGAGUGGAGUGAACUCUAACACCAUCCUCCUUGACAUCUGCUGUGUAACUGGUGUGAUUGGCCUCUCUCUGGCUCAGUAUACCUUCUAGGUCCUUGGGAUUGAGUUGGUGGAGCAGGCGGUAGAGGAUGCCAGGUGGACUGCAGCCUUCAAUGGCAUCACCAACUGUGAAUUCCACACCCGUAGAGCAGAGAAGAUUUUGCCACAGCUACUAAAGUCAAAGGAAGAUGGGCAGUUAAUUGUUGCUGUAGUGUACCCAGCCCAGGCGGGACUGCAUAAGGAUGACUAG